AUGGCCGGAGGUUUCUCGUCCGCGGGCGGUGGCCGUGAAUUCGAGGCGAAGAUCACGCCUAUCGUCAUCAUCUCAUGCAUAAUGGCGGCCACCGGCGGCCUCAUGUUCGGCUACGACGUCGGCGUUUCAGGUGGUGUUACAUCAAUGCCCCCAUUCUUGAAAAAGUUCUUCCCAACUGUUUAUAGAAACACACUCAACCCAGCCAACGACAGCAAUUACUGCAAAUAUGAUAACCAGGGCCUGCAGUUGUUCACAUCUUCUCUCUACCUGGCUGGUUUAACCGCGACGUUCGCCGCUUCCUACACCACCAGAAACUAUGGGAGGAGACCCUCUAUGCUCAUUGCCGGGUGCUUCUUCAUAGUUGGCACAAUUCUUAAUGCUGCAGCUCAAGAUCUUGCUAUGCUCAUUAUUGGGAGGAUCUCACUUGGUUGUGGAGUUGGUUUUGCUAAUCAGGCUGUGCCACUGUUCCUUUCGGAGAUUGCACCUACAAGAAUACGUGGGGGGCUUAACAUCCUCUUCCAGCUCAAUGUCACCAUUGGAAUUCUGUUUGCAAACCUUGUUAACUAUGGCACCAAUAAAAUCACAGGAGGAUGGGGAUGGAGACUAUCAUUGGGUUUGGCUGGUAUUCCUGCCGGUCUCCUUACCUUGGGUGCCCUCUUGGUGGUGGAAACACCUAACAGUCUUGUGGAGCGUGGUCGCUUAGAAGAAGGAAAAGCUGUACUUAGAAGGAUUCGUGGUACUGACAAUGUUGAACCUGAGUUCUUGGAACUUGUUGAGGCUAGUCGUGUGGCUAAAGAAGUGAAGCAUCCUUUCAGAAAUCUCCUACAUCGUAGGAAUCGGCCACAACUAGUCAUUGCAGUAGCCUUGCAGAUCUUUCAACAAUGUACUGGAAUCAAUGCCAUUAUGUUUUACGCGCCAGUCUUGUUUGACACAUUAGGAUUUGGCAAUGAUGCUGCUCUCUACUCAGCUGUUAUAACAGGAGCUGUCAAUGUUCUCUCCACUAUGGUAUCUAUCUACUCAGUUGACAAAGUUGGCCGUCGCAUGCUCUUACUCGAAGCUGGUGUUCAGAUGUUCCUGUCUCAAGUGGUUAUAGCCAUAAUACUAGGAAUUAAGGUCAAGGAUCACAAUGAUGACCUUCAGAAAGGCUUUGCAGUCUUGGUGGUGAUCAUGGUCUGCACCUUCGUAUCUGCCUUUGCCUGGUCUUGGGGACCUUUAGGUUGGUUGAUACCAAGUGAGACAUUCCCACUGGAGACCAGAUCAGCAGGGCAAAGUGUGACCGUCUGCACCAACUUGCUCUUCACUUUUGUGAUAGCACAGGCCUUCCUCUCUAUGCUUUGCCACUUCAAGUUUGGCAUCUUCCUUUUCUUCUCGGGCUGGGUCCUGAUCAUGUCAAUCUUUGUGCUAUUCCUGGUCCCGGAAACAAAGAACAUCCCCAUUGAAGAGAUGACUGAGAGGGUCUGGAGGCAGCAUUGGUUGUGGAAGAAGUACAUUGAUGCUGACUACCACACUGAAGGAGCCAACAUUGAUGGUACUAACGGCGCAAAGAAGAAUGGACAUUCUAAUGGGUUUGAUCCUGUUACACAGUUGUAGAUUUUGAAGAAGCGUCAGGGUUCUGUCUGCACUCUGCAAUAGUAGUAAAUACAUCGUUUAGAUAUGAACAUCAUAUAUGUAUCUAUCGCUCUUUACCUUUCUUUAGGUCACUGUAAGACCAUGUUGUUGAAAAGCUUUAUGGGUUAGAUUUGGCCCCCUUAUCUGUAUCAGGAGUUUCGAGAAAAUUGUUUCACUUAGAAUCAUUGUUCAUUAAUUGGCAGUAGCUUCUACUACUGUACAAGAUUCAUUGGAGUAUAUUGCAGACUUUUUUUUCGAUGAGGGAUAGGUAACAGACUAUCUUCCCUUUGAAGACUGAAGUGUUUUUGUUAGCUGUAGACUUUGUGCUUCAUUGCUUAUGGAGUACGCAGUUGUGUACCAAUGUAAGUUUUGUGCUUGUUGUGUUUGUAUUUGGUGUAUUACUCACAUAUUCCAACCGUUGUGGUUGUUUCAUUAGUAC
This is a messenger RNA of Fragaria vesca subsp. vesca, 2047 nucleotides long. RefSeq names its product sugar transport protein 13-like. The transcript has 5 exons. Gene Ontology annotation, molecular function: monosaccharide transmembrane transporter activity. Bases 1 to 1590 code for a protein of 529 amino acids. Gene Ontology annotation, cellular component: membrane. The record is from RefSeq and is a predicted model, not a curated record. Gene Ontology annotation, biological process: monosaccharide transmembrane transport. NCBI's taxonomy places the organism in Eukaryota, Viridiplantae, Streptophyta, Magnoliopsida, Rosales, Rosaceae.